This is a messenger RNA of Vitrella brassicaformis, 3210 nucleotides long. NCBI's taxonomy places the organism in Eukaryota, Vitrellaceae. The record is from the annotation of a GenBank genome assembly.
CAGAGUGCAGCGAUGGCAUGCUGAAGAGCCUCACGCUGCUGGUGUGCGCGUCCAACUACCUCCACCGGAGAUCUCCCACGCAGCUGCUCACAUCGCUGUCAUCGCGUCACCGCCCCUCCCUCACCCUCGCCCUCACCAAGACCACCAACACGUGGCUCACAUCCCCCUGUUGGUGGUGCUGCUUCAGUCGACAGAAGAUGUCAUCCUCUGCCAGCGCAUCCAACGGCGCAGCCGGCGGCGAUCAGCAGGGCGACCCUCCUCCUCCCCAGGAGCACACAGAGGAGGAGGGCGGUGCUGGGUCCAAGAAGGGUGCCAAGAAGGCCGAUAAGAAGGCCGCCAAGGAGGCCAGGAAGGCCGAGCGUGAGCAGCAGCAGGCGGCCGCUCAUGCGGCCAGCAGCGUGCCGGACGACAUCUUCGUGGAGGGCAAGUUUGGCCUGCUGCCGGUCAUCAGGAGCACCGUCCUGGACAAGCGUCUGUGGAGUGCCGUCAAGGAUAUCGACAAGCCCAACGAGGGGCAGUGUGUGUGGAUCAGGGCCAGGCUGCAGACCAUCAGAAAAAAGAGCAGUGAGUUAGUUGGUUGGACACACAAAUCGCCCAUGCAUAUGCUGGCAGAUCUGUCGUGUGGUGUGUAUGUGGUGUGCUUAUUUGUGCAGACAAGAUGGCGUUCAUGGUGUUUCGGCAGCAGCUGUGGACCAUCCAGGGUGUCCUGUGUGAAAGCGACGAGGCCCCUGAGAUUCCAAAGGACAUGAUCAAAUGGGCUGGCAGGUACGCAGGCAACCUAUCGACCUACAACACACAACACACGGGGUGCCAAUCCCAUCUGUCUGGCUGUCUGUCGUGUGUGUCUGUGUGUGUGUGACACCACCCGCACCGAUCAGCCUGACCCCUGAGUCUGUUGUGGAUGUGUAUGGUGCGGUGACGGUUCCGCAGGAGCCUGUCAAGUCCACCACACAGCAUUCGGUUGAGCUCAAGGUGCUGCAGCUGUUUUGUGUGAGCAAGGCGGCUCCCAUACUGCCCUUCCAGCUCGAGGACGCCAGCAGAUCGGAAAUCGAAUUCGAAAAGGUGAGGGCGGCAGAGCGGUUUGUAUGAGCCGAUGUGUGCCCACGACUCACUCACUCUCUGUGUGUGUGUGUGUGUGUGUGAGGAUCCUGAGUUGGUGCAUGUCAACCAGGAUGUCCGAUUGGAUAACCGCAUACUCGACCUCAGGGUAUGUGUGCACGAAAUCGAAAGGAAGACGCCCACACACUAUGCGGUUCAUUUCUCUGUCCGUUCACUCGUGUGUGUGUGUGUCUGUUCGCUGCAGACGCGGGCCAACCAGGCGAUAUUCCGUAUUGAGUCUAUGGUUUGCCAGCUAUUCCGCGAGUACCUAUACAAGGAGGACUUUGUCGAGAUACACACACCCAAAAUGCUCGGCGGCGCCUCCGAGGGCGGCGCUCAGUGCUUCAGGUUCCAGUACUUCAACCGUAAGUAGCCCACACACAGACACACGUGUGCGCGUGUGCAGCAUACAAAGAGGUGUAUGUGUGUGUGUGUGUGUGUGUCAGAGCCCGCGUGUUUGGCACAGUCCCCCCAGCUGUUUAAGCAGAUGGUGCUCUCGGGCGACAUGAACAGGGUCUUCGAAAUCGGUGGGUACCUUUUGCACACCCACCCACACACACCCACACAUGCAUGCACCUGUGUGUGUGUGUGUGUGUGUGCGUGGUGUUGCUCUAUGGGCCGCAGGUCCCGUGUUCCGCGCCGAGAACUCCUUCACGUAUCGUCACUUGUGUGAGUUCACGGGGCUCGACAUGGAAAUGACCUUCAACUUCCACUACUACGAGGUCACCCACUCACACAGACAGACAGACACCGGCCCCUCUCAUGUGAUGUGAUGUGAUGUGUGUGGUGUCAUGGAUGGCUGCAGGUGUUGGAUGUGCUGGAGAAGAUGUUCCUCUACAUCUUCAAGGGGCUCAACGAACGAUGCGCCAACGUACGUGUGGCCCGCCCUCUCUCCGUGUCUUUGUUGGUGUACACACACGUGUUGUGUGUGUGCAGGAGAUAGCUGUGGUGCACGAGCAGUUCCCCGCCGCGCCAUUCCAGAUCCCCCAGCCACAGGAGGGCGACGAGGGCGUCCCCAAGGUCCCAAGAAUUGAAUUCCAGGAGGUCAGUGGGCGGACAGAGGCAGGCGGAGGGGGGGGAGGGAUGACCGACAGACACGUGUGGACGUGGCUGUUCGUGUGGGUGUGAUGGAUCAGGGUGUGAGGAUGUUGCGUGAGGCUGGUACCGAGGGGGUCCCUGACGACAUAUCGGAAUUCGACCUCAGGUACCACAGACAGACAGACAGACAACACGGCUCACUAUGUCCAUCCAUCCAUCCAUCCAUCAGCACGACUCAGGAGAAGGCUCUGGGCAAGCUGGUCAAGGACAAGUACAACACCGACUUCUACAUGCUCGUCAGGUCAGCUCACACACACAUUUCACGCAUCUGACCGGCUGGUGGGUGCAUCUGUUCUGUGCAUCCCUCUCUCUGUGCGUGUAUACUGCGUGUAGGUAUCCGCUGAAGGUGCGGCCCUUCUACUCGAUGCCAGACCCAAAUGACGAGGUAGGCCGGCCAUGCACACCGCACACGAACCUUGGUAGCUAGGCCUUCUUCUGAUCUGAUGCACACAGAAUUAAUGCCGUGCUGUUAUCCUGUGUGUGUGUAGACCUUUUCCAAUUCGUACGACUUCUUCAUGCGCGGAGAGGAGAUCGUCAGCGGCGCACAGCGGAUACACUGCCCUGGUCAGUGAGACAGACAGCACGCCCACCGGCCCAGCCCCUCCACACACGCGCUUGGACAUACACCUAUGUGUGUGUGUGGUGACUGCAGAUCUGCUGGUUGAGCGUGCCCGUGCGUGGGGCAUGGAAGUGGACACCAUCAAGUCCUACAUCGACUCGUUCAAGCUGGGGGCAUACCCACACGCAGGCUGCGGGGUCGGCCUGGAGAGAGUUGUCAUGCUCUUCCUCGGUCGGAAAACACACACACACACACACAUACACACACACAGCCAUCCUGCCAUUCGAACAACCAGCCCGGCUGAUCGACACGCACGUGUGACGGUUGUUGUCAUGUUGUGUGUGUGUAAUGUGUGCAGGUUUGAACAACGUCCGCAAGACGUCGCUCUUCCCCCGCGACCCCAAGAGGCUCGCACCAUGACUCAUCCACACCAACGAGUGGAUGGAUGGAUGGAU